CAGUGCCCUGAUGAUCAGUGUAGCCCCAUCAGUGCCACCUGUCAGUGCCAAUCAGUGCCACCUGUAAGUGCCCAUCAAUGCCACAUAUUAGUGCCUACCAGUGCAUAUCAAUGCCACAUAUCAGUGCCCAUCAGAGCUGCCUUUCAGUGUCGUCUAUCAGUGCCAGUCAGUGUCGCCUAUAAGUGCCAGUACGUGUUGCCUAUCAGUGCCACCUAUCAGUGGCAGUCAGUGCUGCUUAUCAGUGCCCAUCAGUGCUGCCUAUCAGUGCCAUCAGUGCCACCUAUCAGUGUCCGUCAGUGCCACCUAAAAGUUCCAAUCAGUGCCACCUACAGUUCCAAUCAGUGCCAUCUAUCAGCGCCAGUCAAUGCCAUCUAUCAGUGCCAGUCAGUGCUGCCUCUCAGUGCCACCUACCAGUGCCCAUCAGAGCCAUAUGAGUGCCGCCUAUCAGUGCCAUAUAUGUGUGCCACCUAUUAGUGCCAUAUAUGAGUGCUGCCUGUCAAUGCCCACAAGUAAUGCAUGUCAAUGCUCAUUAGUGCCACCUAUCAGUGCCAUCCUCAUCAAUGCCGCCUAUCAGUGCCCAUCACUGCAGCCUCAUUAGCUCACUUCAGUGAAGGAGAAAAAUUACUUAUUUACAAAAUUUUAUAACAGAAACUAAGAAAAAAAAAUUUUCUUCAAAAUUUCUGUCUUUUUUAGUUUGUUUAGCAAAAAAUAA
Staurois parvus is the source of this 712-nucleotide messenger RNA. The record is from the annotation of a GenBank genome assembly. Lineage: Eukaryota; Metazoa; Chordata; Amphibia; Anura; Ranidae.